GAACAACUGACAGCAAGCAGCCCGCAGGACCCAGAGAAGACACACAUAGGAUGAGAAGAUGGAGAUUACCAAAGAGGAGCUCCAGAUGUGGAUCAGGGAUAUGGUAAAGAAUAUGAAGCUGAUCUCCCCUGAUGUGCUAGAGAAAUGCAAUCUGCUGCAGUCUCUACUGGAUAUGAGGGAGGAACAAGCCGUCAACUUCCUGAAGCUCUGCGAGUCUGUGAUGGCAUGUGAAGCAAUUGUGAAGAAACAAUACGCUUUGCUGGGGUGGGAAUACAGAGACACAGAUUCUGAUGAUGAUGAUGAUGAUAAUAUUACAGGCUCUGGAACUAUACCUGACUCUGUUCAUUCUGAGACUCAAGUGCCCUGCCUUCAAGGUACUAAUGGCCCCACUCCUCUGUCACCAAAGCAACAGGACAGCCUUAACCUAAAUGGAGAAAAUGAGGAAAAAAGCUCUCUUAGUCUAAAAAGAGAACUAGUGGUGGUUUUAACCAGACUUCCAAAAUGUAAGAUUGAUGCUUUACAUCCACCAACACCUCAGAAACAGUACAGUGAACAUGAAUCCUUAAUUAAAUUGGAAUCCGAUAUAGAGUUGAAACUAGAAGAUGACUCAUAUGAUUUUGAUCACUGUUUCUCGAGCGCAAGUAAGAGGAGAAGAAUAGAUCAAAAUAAUGAAAAAACUGCCGAGAGCAACUUAACAAAAACAUCAAUACCUCAAGCCGAUGGAAAUACUGCUACGAAGCCAGCUCAAGCCAAUGGAAAUACUGUUGUGAAGAGUGAGUCAACAACAACAUCAACACCUCAAGCCAGCACAAGUAAUGACGACAAAAUCAACACUGGGGAAACAUCAACACCCCAAGGCAACAGAAAUACCAACGCUAAGACCGACACAACGAACACAUCACUGAAGCCUGUAAACACCAAUGAAAAGAUCUAUGUGGGCAUGAAUGUCCUGGCCAGGAAGAAGAUCAUGAGCUGGAAAUUGGGGAAACUCAUUGAAAUUGUAAAAAAGGAGGAUGGUGGGGUGAAAUACAAGAUACAUUUUGAGGAGAAAGGGAAGAGGCUUGUCUCUGGACACCACAUCGCUUUUCACCGCGUGCCAAAUGUGGGUCAGCUAUAUGUUGGUGCUCGUGUGGUGGUCAGGUGUCAAGAUAAUGAGAUCCAGUUCAGGCCUGGUAUUUUGGCAGAGCUCCCAUGCAGAAAGAACCAGUCAAGGUUCCUUGUCUUUACCGAUGAUCACACACCUGUUUAUGUUGGCUUACCUUUAAUUCACCUCGUGUGCAGACCAUUGAAAAAUGCUUUAGAUGACAUUCCAGACAGCCCUCACAAGUAUUUCAUGAAGAAGUACUUAAAGGCCUGGCCGUACCCACAUUUAUGCCAGGGAAGGGUUGGACAGUUCCUGAAUGUGGAGUUAAAUGGAGUCCUGCAGAGGUGUAAGGUUCAGGUGGUCGACAGCAGCUUGAUACAGGUUGUUUUUCAGGGUGAUCAACAUAUUGAGUGGAUCCACCGAGGCUCCAUACGAGUGGAAAAUGUGGCAAGGUUUUUGGGAAUAAAGAGUGGGGAAGAGCCUAAAGAUGAAAGAGGUGAACUAUAAUGUUGGCCUGGAAAAUGGAAAUGUUCAGUUCAGUUUCCAUAACUAUUGCCCCAAAGUGAUGUGCCAAUGGAUUGUUUUUUGGGAAACAUAAACUGAAACCAUCUCAGCCCAAAAUAGGAUUUACUGUUAUGAAAUGCUUACAGAUGUAAUGUUUACUAUUUUUUCCCAUUACAGUUGUGCAGAUUGUCCAGAAAUUGUUAUCUUUUAACAGCCUUUCUCAGCAUAUUCAAAUGGAUGUAUAUUCACACAAGUUACUGCCUUUUUUUGUCCAGAGAUGCUUUUUAUAGGUUUUUUGUCUGGAUCAGCAUUUUCUAAAUAUCAGAUGGGUUUCCUCUUUUAUCGUCUUUUGUUUCAAUUUUGUAAAUAAUAAAUGUCUCAAUCUUUGAUGUUUUAUUGUUGUUUUAUUGACAUAUUAUUGUAUGUUAGCAUGUCAUUUGAA
This is a messenger RNA of Scomber scombrus (Atlantic mackerel), 2030 nucleotides long. RefSeq names its product histone-lysine N-methyltransferase SETDB1-A-like. The coding region runs from base 59 to 1591 and encodes 510 amino acids. Lineage: Eukaryota; Metazoa; Chordata; Actinopteri; Scombriformes; Scombridae. Gene Ontology annotation, cellular component: nucleus. Gene Ontology annotation, biological process: heterochromatin organization; negative regulation of gene expression. The transcript is spliced from 8 exons. The record is from RefSeq and is a predicted model, not a curated record. Gene Ontology annotation, molecular function: histone H3K9 methyltransferase activity.